Messenger RNA from Saprolegnia diclina VS20, 5925 nucleotides. RefSeq lists its product as hypothetical. Gene Ontology annotation, biological process: lipid transport; sorocarp morphogenesis; transmembrane transport. Gene Ontology annotation, molecular function: ATP hydrolysis activity; ATP binding; heme binding. Lineage: Eukaryota; Oomycota; Saprolegniomycetes; Saprolegniales; Saprolegniaceae. Gene Ontology annotation, cellular component: membrane; intracellular membrane-bounded organelle. The coding region runs from base 1 to 5832 and encodes 1943 amino acids. The record is from RefSeq and is a predicted model, not a curated record. The transcript has 15 exons.
AUGAAGAAGAAGCGCAGCAUGCUGCACCACAUCUCGACGUUGCUCUGGAAGAACCGUAUCAUCAAGCAGCGUCAUUGGGUCACGACGCUCAUCGAAAUUGCAGUCCCGACGCUCUUCGUGCUCCUCUUUGCCUACUUCAAGACACUCACGGACAACGAAACCAUUCCAAGCGGCUGGCCGCUCAGCACGAACGCCGUGCCCGUGACCAUGGUCAACCCCUACGCGACGUCGGCGUUUGGCGCCGCGUCCAGUCCGGCCGGCGUCUUUAUCGCGUCCGAGCCGUCCAUGACUGGGCUCCUCCUUGGGCUAUCGUCCAUGUCGUACGACAAGCUGGGCGUGGACGAUCGCAGUGCGUCGCCGGCGUCGUGCAAGGUCCCGUUCACUUACAUGGGCUAUGUCAACGUCGACCCGGCGUCCCCGUUCGCUGUGCCCACGAGUUGCCCGGCCGGUUUGAUUCCGCGCAAAAUUGCGAUUGCGCCAAAGAACGAGUAUACGACCAAGUACUUUGGCGGGCUCAUGGCGCAGUGGUACCCUCGUGUCGCGCUCAUGAACCGCACCGUCCCCGGCUUCAAGGACGCACUCACCGUCCCGUCGUUUGCCGACUCGGUCAUGUACUUUGACACGGCCGAUGCGCUCCAAUCGUAUAUUUCCGGCUCGGACUAUGGCUCGUCGCGCCAGAAUCCAUUCCUAUACGCUGCAAUUGUGUUUGAUUCGAUGCCGGCGCCCGGCAGUGUCGGGUCGGUCGAGUACACGCUCCGCAUGAACUCGACGCAGGGCCGCGGUGGGUCCGCGGGCGUUUUGCCCCAUACCAAUGGCCAAGCGUACCCGGCCGUGAACCCGCUCCAGAAGGACAUUGAUCGCACGUGGUACACGUCGUAUACCAAAGCCGGCUUUGCGACGCUCCAGACGCUCGUGACCAAGUUCUUGGCGUGUGCGCCGUCGUAUGCCAACGGCGCAGUCGGCGCGUGCACAACGACCAAGUCGUCGGCGCCGCUCUCGCAAGCAACUGCGCUCGGCGAGCAGCUCUUUGCGGACGCAGCUGUGCUCGGGGCUAUGAAAAACAUGAUUUCAGACGCUACGAUCCAGUCGCAGCUCGGAUCCCCGAACGUCACGGCAUUUGCCGAGCAGAUUCCGCUUAUUGCGUGGGGGCAGCUCGCCAUUCCGCUAUUGCAAGCGCCGCAAGCGCUCUUGGCCGCGACAACGUACCCAUUUCCAAUCCCGAGCUACAUCUCGGCGCCGUUCUACGACUUGGUCGGCAACGUCUUCCCGCUCGUCUUUAUUCUGGCGUACCUCUACGCCGUCUCCAAGGUGCUCGUGGUGCUUAUCCAGGAAAAGGAAACGAAGGCGCGCGAACUGAUGAAGAUUUUGGGCGUGAGCGAGACGUCGAUCGUGUUUUCGUGGUUCGUCACGUACCUUGUCAUCUUCCUCGUCGCGUCGAUUUUGCAAUCGCUCGCGGCGACGAUGCUCUUUCCCAAUACGGACGGCGGUCUUCUCUGGAUCUUCUUCUUCCUCUUCUCGAUGACGAUCUGGGCGUACGGCUUCCUUGUCUCGACCUUCUUUUCGAAUGCGCGCACCGGGUCGCUCGUCGGCGUCUCGCUCUUCUUUGUCAUGUACUUUGUCUCGGCGGGCUUGACGAGCGCCAGCGAAGGCGGCAAGAUGCUCGCAUCGCUCCUCUCGCCUGUCGCUCUCGCCAUGUGCAUUCAGACGCUCGCAGCGUCCGAAGGCGUCUCGGUGGGCAUCACGCACAGCACGGCCAACACCGUCUACUCCAACUACCGCUUUCAAGGCGGUCUGGGUAUGCUCGUGCUCGAUUUCUUUUUGUAUGCGCUGUUGGCCAUGUACCUCGAGCAAGUCGUGCCGAAGGACUAUGGCACGCCCCAGAAGUGGUAUUUUCCAUUUUCACCAAGCUACUGGUGCGGCGCGGGCAGUGCGCGGGGUCCUGCCAAAGUCGGUGAAAUGAAAGUCCUGGAUCCGUCCGUCAAGAACGACAACAUUGAGACCGUCGGCACCGAGCUCGAGAAACAAGAGUCGAACGGCGAAGCGCUUGUGAUCCAAGGCAUUCGCAAGGUGUUUUCCGUGCCCGGUGGCAAGAAGAUUGCGGUGAAAGGCGUCGACCUCGUCAUGUACAAGGACCAAAUCACGUGUCUUCUGGGGCACAACGGCGCCGGCAAGACGACGCUCAUCUCGAUCCUCACGGGCAUGAUCCCGACGACCGAAGGCGACGCGUUCUUCAACGGCCACCGCCUCACGACGCAGAUGAGCGAGAUCCGCAAGUCGCUCGGCAUGUGUCCCCAGCACGACGUCCUCUACCCCGACUUGACAGUCCGCGAGCACUUGGUCUUUUACGGCAGCGUCAAGGGCUACACGGGGCGCGACCUCAACGAAGCGGUCGAUGAAAAAAUCAAGGAAGUCGGUCUCACGGAGAAGCGCCAUGUCUUUUCGACGGCGCUCUCGGGUGGUAUGAAGCGCAAGCUCUCGAUCGCGAUCGCACUCCUCGGCGACAGCCGCCUCGUCUUCCUCGACGAACCGACGUCCGGCAUGGACCCGUACUCGCGCCGGUCCACGUGGGAACUCAUUCUCAACAACCGGAUCAACCGCGUGAUCGUGCUCACGACGCACUUUAUGGACGAAGCCGACAUCCUCGGCGACCGCAUCGCAAUCAUGGCCGAAGGUCAAGUCAAGUGCUGCGGGUCGUCGCUCUUCCUCAAGAAUCGGUUUGGAGCUGGUUACAACCUCACGAUCGUCAAGGAGCCAACCGUGAAUGGCGACGAGGACAAGAGCCAUGCGCUCACAGCGUUUAUCCAGCAGCAUGUGCCCACGGCCAAGCUCCUCUCCAACGUCGGGUCGGAGAUUGGCUUUCAACUGCCGAUUGACAGCUCGCCAGUCUUCCCAGAAAUGUUUCGUGCGCUCGAGUCGGCCGAGACGCGGGCGUCGCUGCGCGUCGCGUCGUUUGGCAUUUCGGUCACGACGCUCGAAGAAGUCUUCAUCAAAGUCGCUGAAAUGGGCGACGACGACGGCCAGCACACGCUCUCCAAGGAGAAGGCGACCGCAAAGACAAGCAGCUACUCGAUCCAGAAGCACUCGCUCUCGCGCUGGACUAUGUUUGUCAAGCAUUUUUUCGCAUUGCUCCAAAAACGGUUCCGCGUCGCCAAGCGGGACAAGCGCGUCAUGAUCUUUAGCACGCUUCUCCCGUGCCUCCUCAUUCUCAUUGGUUUUGGCUUGCUCUACUCGAGCUCGCUCCUCGAAAACGACCCGCGACUCCGCCUGGAUCUUGCCGAGACCAAGGUGGGCUACGCGCUCGGCGCGCAGACCCCGCUGCCCUACUUGUGCAACAGCGACGUCGGCGGUAUGUGCACCGAUUGGGCCAAGGCCGCGGCGCGCGGUGUGCCCACUGCCAUGACCACUAGCGAUCUUACUGUCGUCGACAGCUCUGUGACCGUCUUCAACUAUUCCUACGGGCCGAGUUUGCCGCAGGCCGCACAGCUCUUUGGUCCGGCCGUCGAGACGUGCGUGCUCACGGCCGAGCACCUCUACAAGCGCGGUUACGCGACCAAGAUUGGUGGACAGUACGGCGGCUACGUUCUGUACGGCAACAGCACGAGCAACAUGAUGAGCUACUCGCUCUUUGUCAACACAACGUCGAUCCACGCCGCGCCCGUGUACCACGCCGCGAUCGACGAAGCGCUCGUGCGCUACGUCAACGGGCGCAAUGACAUUUCCGUGAAGGUCAACGUGUACCCGUUCCCGAUCACGGCGCAAACGAAAGCGCUCUUCAGCUCGUUCUUGUCGUUCACGGCGUGUCUCUUCAUCGUGAUUGCGAUGACGUUCUUUCCUGCGUCCAUCGUCACGUUCCUCGUCAAAGAAAAGCAAAAUGAGUGCAACUCGAAGCACCAGCAGCUCGUCUCGGGCGUGAGCCUGCCGGCCUUCUGGCUCUCCAACUACUGCUUUGACCUGCUCGUGUACAUCGUCCCAUUCGCCGCCGCGCUCAUCAUGAUCAAAGCCUACGGGAUCCAGUCGCUCACGGGCGACGACUGUGCGGCGUGCGCGACCAACACGCCCCAAGCAGUCUUCCUCCUCUUCUUCUUCUUUGGCUUUGCGAUCGCGCCCUUUACGUACUGCAUGUCGUACUGCUUCAAGGAAGCCGCGUCAGCGCAAUUUUACACGCUCAUCAUCAACAUGGUGCUCGGCCUCAUCCUCAUGAUCGUCUCGUUUGUCUUGGACGUCAUUUCCGAGUCGGCGAAGGAUGCGAACGUGUACCUCAAGUACAUUUGGCGCCUCUCGCCGCUCUUCAACCUCGGCAACGGACUGCUCACGAUGAGUCUCAAGUCGCUCGUCGGCGCCAUCACCAACUCCAAGACUGUCGUCAGCGCCUACGACUGGGACAUUGCGGGCACCGAGAUUAUCUACUUGGCGCUCGAGUCGGUAGUCUUCUUUGGCCUUGCCCUGGGCAUCGAUGUGCUCUUGAGCUUUCCACGGAUCAAGGCCAUCUUCUCGCGCGACCCGCAGCUCGACGUCAAGGACGAUCACGUCGACGACGAGGACGUGGCCGCAGAGGCCAAGCGCGUGCUCGACGGCCUUGCCGAUAAGGACAUGAUUGUCAUCAAGCGGCUCAAGAAGGUGUACACGGGCAACAAAGUCGCGGUCCGGAACCUCUCGUUUGCACUGCCAAAAGGCGAGUGCUUUGGGUACCUUGGGAUCAACGGGGCGGGCAAAACGACCACGAUGAAAAUGCUCACGGGCGACAUUUUACCCACGGGGGGCGCCGCGACGCUCGGCGGCUUUGACAUUCUCACGCAGCAGCUCGAGCUCCGGCGGCUAAUUGGCUACUGCCCGCAGUUUGAUGCACUCAUUGAGCUUCUCUCGGUGCGCGAGCAUUUGGAGCUCUUUGCCAAGAUCAAGGGCGUGCCAUCGGCGGAUAUUGCAGGCGUUGUCAAGGAGAAGUUGACACAAAUGAACCUCCAGAGCUUUGAGCACAAGCUCGCGGGCACGCUCAGUGGCGGCAACAAGCGCAAGCUGUCGGUGGCGAUCGCGAUGAUCGGGUCACCACCCAUCAUCUUCCUUGACGAACCGUCGACCGGCAUGGACCCGGUUUCGCGCCGGUUCAUGUGGGACAUCAUUGCGGACGUCUCGACCGCCAACAAGGAGUCGACGAUCGUGCUCACGACGCACUCGAUGGAAGAGUGCGAAGCGCUAUGCACGCGCGUCGGCAUCAUGGUCGGCGGCCGUCUCCGCUGCCUCGGCAGUGUGCAGCACCUCAAAUCGCGCUUUGGCGACGGCCUCAUGAUCGACUCCAAGCUCAACGUGCCGUCGCCAGUCCAGCUCGGCGAUUUCUUUGCGCGCUCGGUCCAGCCCGUGUGCCAGGCGGCAAAGGAUCUCGAGACGCAUCUGAGCCGGGACCAGAUCACCAAGCUCUGCGGUGACUUGGGACAAUCUGAUCGCGCGGGCUGGAUCGCAAAGUCGCACUCGACGGGGUAUGCGCUGGACGCAGUCCUCGAGCGCGACAGCAACGUGUCGCUCUCGCUCUUUUGCGCGUGGUGGGUCGGCGAGAACCAGUUUGUGGCCUACGACAGCUUUCUCCGGUCGACGUUUGCGCGCGUCGAGCUCCUCGAGCGCCAGAACGAGCACUGCCGCUUCAAACUGCACGACAGCGUGGACGCCAAGCUCAAGCUCUCGGACGUCUUUGCGAAAAUGGAGGCGCACAAGGUCGAUGUCGCGCUCAAGGAGUACUCGGUGUGCCAGACGUCGCUCGAGCAAAUCUUCAAUGCGUUUGCGAGCCAGCAGGACGAAGAGAAGGGCGUCGCACGCGGCAUGGAAGUCAAGAAGAACGUUUAAGUCGACAUCAAGUCGAUACGUCACUAAUGCAUUUCUACAUGAACCACAGAGAUAAACACAAAAACACUGCUGUAUUGACGACUUGUACAUACA